This is a messenger RNA of Cladocopium goreaui, 523 nucleotides long. NCBI's taxonomy places the organism in Eukaryota, Dinophyceae, Suessiales, Symbiodiniaceae. The record is from the annotation of a GenBank genome assembly.
AUGGACGACAAGCGUUUGGGGGCCGCGCCUUCACUUAACGAGUUUGAAGUUCUCGAAGGUGGCAAGUGGCGAGCACCGCCUGUGGGGCAUGCCUUCAGCCGACUGGUUCUCAAUUUCAAUGCAGAUUCAGAUGAUGCAGCCGCUGCUGCUGCGUCAGGGUCUUUGAAUUUGGCAGGUGAUUCAGGCGUAGAUUCCAACUCUGAAGAGUCAGAGAAGGAAAAAAAAGUCAAAUGGCCAUACCUGUCUGACGAAGAGAUUUUUGCUUCCUUUUCCACCAAGCGGAAGAUCGUGGACUGUCGAGACGAGUAUGACAAAACGGUGGCGGAUUCCAUUGCCUUGGAAAAGUACUUGGUGAAGGUCAACCCCGUCGAGGCCAUGCUGGACGAGAAUUACUUCUGGCGGAAGUUGUUAGCCACUCAGGGCGACCAGGUGGACGUCGGCGCCUCGUUGUUUUCGGUGCAGAAGCAGCUGGCCGAUGCGGAAGAGGAGAAGGGCGCCCUGAUGAAGCAAAACAACCGCUAUU